GCCCACCCGCGAACGCUUAUUGGUCCACUCAGGUGUCAAUCUCCAAGCCGGAACUACGUUUACAGAAUCUGUGGCGCAAAAAUGGAGGAUAACGUUAAAGAGAUCAGCAGACCUCAGAUGUAUUUAUUUGGUUGCUCACUUAAAGGAGAUAAGAAAGAGCACAGAAUUGAGGUGGAGGAUGAUGAUGACAAUGAACAUCAGCUGUCACUCAAUGCGGUGUGUUUGGGGUCGGAGGCAGAGGAUAAAUUUCACACCGUGGAGAUGGAGGGAUUGACAUACGAUGGCAAGAUGACCAAAAUCACUCUUGCUGUUCUGAAACCGUCCGUUCUGCCUUCUUUGAGUCUGGGAGGGUUCGAGGUCACACCUCCUGUAUCUUUCCGCCUGCAGUCGGGAGGAGGGCCGGUCCACAUCAGCGGUCAACAUUUCGUCAGCACGAAAGAAUCAGAUGAUGAGGAUGAGGAGGAAGAGAAUAACACCUCACCAGUGAAGAGACCGUCCAACAUGACCCUUGCCAAAGUGCCUCAGAAAAAGCUAAAAAUGGACUCGGAUGAAGAUGAAGACUCAGAUGAGGAGAGUGAGGAAGAUGAUGACGAGGAGGAAGACGACAACGAAGAAGACGAUGAGGAUGAAAAGACGGCAAAGAAGGCCCCCAUCAAAGCGUCUCAAAAACAGACCCCAGAGAAGAAGAAGAGUGCAGACAGACAGAACGGCUCGCCAGACAGGAAAGCAGCAACACCAGGAAAAUCUCAAGAUAAGACACCACAGAAGGUAAAAGACAAGUCUGCGGCAGGGUCGUCCGGAAAGUCUCCCAGCGCUCCGGACCUGAGUGAGAUCAAAAACAAACUGGCAUCGGCGGCUAAAGAGGGGAGGCCGCUUCCAAAAACGGAACAGAAGUUUGAGAACUACGCUAAAAGCUCAUUCAAGAUCUCCGAUAAACAAGUGAUCAAAGACCUUUGGAAGUUUGUACAAUCACUGAAAAAGUAAUGGCAGCUCUGUGCAGAAGUCUGAGGUCGGCCAGUGACUCCUUCAGCUGCGCAAUCUGGCCUCACCGAACACGAUCGUCAUAGAGCCUUCGGCAGUGGAGAUAUUAUGGUUCAUGUUUGAUCUUUUCUUUGAAUGAUAGAUGGUGAUUUUCUUUUAAAACAUUAUUGAAAUGUUUUUGUCAGGCUGUUAUCAUUUUAAACUCAUUUUUAAGGAUGAAUCUCAUAAAGACUGUCUAUAUAGGUUGUGCUUCAUCUCUAAAUUAAUAGAGAAAAAAUUGCAUUGCAUUGUGACAUUAUUUUCAUGACUUUUAAGCCUAUGUGCUUAUACUUUUCACUUUAAUGUGAAGUAAAUAGUUUAUGUUUUUGUAUAAAUCUAUCAUGGUUUAAUGAAAUAAAACUGUACUGCAGUAAUAACUAAUACAUUACAGUUUGAAAUGUGCUUCACUGUCAUGAAAAUAAUUAUUUCAAUGCAAAAAAUAUAUUUUGGGGUCCUUAAAAAGAAAAUGUUUAAUUUUCGUCAUGCAUUAAUUUAGUUUUUAUUAAUGUGAAAUUUUUCUUGAGAUUCACCUGUAAAUACUUAAAAAAAAGAUUGCCACUGAACUGAUGCUGAUUGGUGCUUCAUUCUCAUACAAUGAUAUUUGUUUGGGAAUCUCUUUAAAAAAAAAAUCAAGGCUUAAAAUUGAUCUUGCUCUAUCUGCAUUAAAAGUAGCUAGCUUUCUGUAAAUACUGCUCUUUAUCUGAAGGCAGCUGACAUUGCUGAAUAAAUCCUAAAGAUGCUUAAAUGUUAAAAAUUCCGUCCCUCAUGAAAGUUCCUCCUAAAUCGAGGAUUCCCAGUUUUCCGUAUAGCUCUCAGGUUUCUUCCCUGCCGCGAUCCGUAUGGCCUUUAUCAUUUACACACUGUAAGCUUGAAUACAUUAAAGCUUAAGUGCUAUAGAUACUCACGAAAACAUCCGAGAAGUUCGAUCGAAAGUUUACACCUCGUAAAAAAUGAUUGUUAGUCCCCUAGUAUUAGGUCAUUAAAUAUGACAACAAUAGUGUUUGAGUGAUAAAGUAAACUUUUCAUUUUAAUUUUUUGCAAUAAGCUGUUUUAUUUUGUUAGCGCUAACCCCUAAAUAUACAUAGGUGGUUUUAUGAGAGCGAAAGAGAAGAGUCUGUCCUCAAUCUGUUAUAAUUUCUUUGACGCAUGUUGUGUUGCUUUAAGUUUGUACAGAUGUGAUUUUUUUUUACACUUCGUCUGUACUGCAUAUGAGCAGCGCAUGGCAACAAAACUUCAUCAGCCCCCAUAUAAUCAACUGUACUGUAUGUGUCUAUACUGUAAAGGGAGCAUUGUCGUAUUGUUGCAUUAUGCCACUCGUAUGCAGUAUAGAUGAGAUGGCUUGCCAUGGAUGAAAAAGGAAAGAAACCAGGUUUAGUUUAUACUGUUUUACAUCCUUUUAGUUUUUUCUUUAAAUAAUGUGAAGUUAACUAUACUCUGUACUGAAGUUACUCCUGUGUCUCUGCAAAGACCACCAAGUGCAACCAAUAAGUUGUUGUUAUGGUGUAUAGAUGCAACUGUGUGAUUCUUUACAAAGUAAUAAACCGUUCUUUUAUUUUAA
This is a messenger RNA of Misgurnus anguillicaudatus (oriental weatherfish), 2578 nucleotides long. It is a transcript of the gene npm1b, whose product is annotated as nucleophosmin 1b. NCBI's taxonomy places the organism in Eukaryota, Metazoa, Chordata, Actinopteri, Cypriniformes, Cobitidae. Gene Ontology annotation, molecular function: RNA binding; chromatin binding; histone binding. Gene Ontology annotation, biological process: ribosomal small subunit biogenesis; regulation of centrosome duplication; ribosomal large subunit biogenesis. The record is from RefSeq and is a predicted model, not a curated record. Gene Ontology annotation, cellular component: ribonucleoprotein complex; cytoplasm; nucleolus.